CACUGACGGCAGUGAAAUUCAGGCAGGGGUGAGAGGUACCCAUGAGAUGUUUUGAGAAUUUUUAUACAAUUAUUUAUUUAAAUAAAAAAUGGCCGCCGUAGAGAGCGGAGACGAGAGACUCAGUGAGGAGAAGAGUGAGGACGCCAUCCAGACUCAGAGCUCCAACGACAAGGACCCUAAGACACACAGCAACCCAAAGAAGGUGAGGCGGGAGCGGAGGGAUAUGGAGAAGGAGAGGCUGGAGUCUUCAUCCACCACCACUAUGUUCUCCCCUCCUCGUCCUCCAGUCCAGCAGCCCAGUGUAGACCAAGACCAGCCGCAGCUGGCUGAGGCGGGGCCCUCGGAACCUAUGGUUACUGCAGUUGGUGAGGCCUCGGGUCUAUUUGAGUCCCCUGCUUCGCCCAAACAGAGGAGGUCCAUAAUCAGAGACCGUGGUCCUUUGUACGACGACCCCUCUCUGCCCCAGGGCUGGACACGUAAACUGAAACAACGCAAGUCUGGGCGGUCCGCCGGAAAGUUUGACGUCUACUUGAUGAACCCAGAGGGGAAAGCCUUCCGUUCCAAGGUGGAGCUGAUCGCCUUCUUCCAGAAGGUAGGAGACACCGCCUCCGACCCCAAUGACUUCGACUUCACCGUGACAGGGCGUGGGAGUCCCUCCCGCCGCGAGAAGAGACCCCCAAAGAAACCCAAGGUGAUGAAACCGUCAGGGAGGGGCCGGGGUCGGCCGAAGGGGAGUGGAAAGUUACGCCCGGCCAUGGAGGGCGUGGCAAUGAAGCGUGUGGUGGAGAAGAGUCCUGGGAGGCUCUUGGUCAAAAUGCCUUUCAGCGCAUCCAAGGCAUCUGAAGCGGCGGGGCAGCCGCCAUCGCAGGUCGUAGUCACCACGAUGCGCCCUGGACGGAAAAGGAAGGCGGAGACACAACUGCAGACUGCUCCGAAAAAGCGGGGGCGUAAGCCAGGGUUGGUGUCAGCGGCAGUUGGGGUGGCGGAUUCCAGUACUUCCUCCUACGCAGCGGUUGCUAUCGUCGCCGCAGAAGCCAAAAGGAAAGCUCAGAAGGAGUCUUCCACUAAGCCAGUGCAGCAGACCGCUCUACCCAUCAAGAAACGCAAGACCAGAGAAACUGUUGAGGAGUCGAAAGACAUUCCAGCUAUAGCCGGGGCAGGGAUAGGGACAGGGAGUGCUGUGGUGGUGGUGGCAGCAGCAGAGAGGACAGACCAGGGACAGAAGGACCAGGGACAGAAGGACCAGGGACAGAAGGACCAGGGACAGAAGGAUCAGGGACAGAAGCUGCCAAAGAGUCCAGGGAGGAUGCACAAGGACAGUCCCGUGACUGCCGGGCUGACCGCAGAGGACAGUGGUGGGGCCAGCGUUGGGUCUAAUAGUGGGGCCAGCGUUGGGUCUAAUAGUGGGGCCAGUGGAGGCGGCAGCAGCAGUAGCAUCACUACCCCAAAGAGUCACAGCCACAAGAGAAAAGAGCGUACGCCGCACAAACACCUUCACCACCACCACCGUCGCCACAGUCACUCCUCUGUAGUGGAGGAUCCUCCUCCCCCACCCUCCCAGCGGCCCCCUCAUCAUCACUUCCCCGGCUUGACUAUGGGCCUAGUCUCCCAUACAGCCAGGGCCUCGGUGAGGCCAGGGGCACUCCUGCAGAAUGAGCCCCAGGACCUGAGCACCUCCAGGGGGCCCUGCCGGGGUAGCACCACCACGGCCAGAGGAGAGAGAGAGGAGGUCCGGGAGGUCAGACAGGACAGGUGUCCAAAGCCUCCGGUAGCUGCAGUGGUGGGAAUAGGUUAUACCAGGGCCAACAAGCAUCAAGUGGGCAUGGCAGCAGGGACGGUGGAAGGGAGGGAUUUGAGAGACAUUGUAUCCUUCUCGGCCGUACCCAGACCUAGCCGGGAGGAGACGGUCUCGGCCGUACCCAGACCUAGCCGGGAAGAGACGGUCUCGGCCGUACCCAGACCUAGCCGGGAGGAGACGGUCUCAGCCGUACCCAGACCUAGCCGGGAGGAGGCGGUCUCAGCCGUACCCAGACCUAGCCGGGAGGAGACGGUCUCGGCCGUACCCAGACCUAGCCGGGAGGAGACGGUCUCAGCCGUUCCCAGACCUAGCCGGGAGGAGGCGGUCUCAGCCGUACCCAGACCUAGCCGGGAGGAGGCGGUCUCAGCCGUACCCAGACCUAGCCGGGAGGAGACGGUCUCAGCCGUACCCAGACCUAGCCGGGAGGAGGCGGUCUCAGCCGUACCCAGACCUAGCCGGGAGGAGGCGGUCUCAGCCGUACCCAGACCUAGCCGGGAGGAGGCGGUCUCAGCCGUACCCAGACCUAGCCGGGAGGAGGCGGUCUCAGCCGUACCCAGACCUAGCCGGGAGGAGGCGGUCUCAGCCGUACCCAGACCUAGCCGGGAGGAGACGGUCUCAGCCGUACCCAGACCUAGCCGGGAGGAGACGGUCGAGUCUCGGACACCGGUCACUGAAAGGGUUAGUUGACUGCGUUGCAGGACCGAUGUCUGUAAGGAGAGAGGAGACGUUUAGUGCAGCAGUGGAUUUUUAUAAGAAAACAACAAACAGAAAAUGUGUACAUAAAAACAAAAGACAGCUGUUGGUUGGGCUGUUUAUCUGUUUAUUGACAAACAAAUAACGCAGCUUAAUGGACAUCCCACAACAGAUUGCUUCCUGAUUCAUUUUUCCUUUAAAAAAAAAUGUUUUGUAAUUGUUUUGUUCUUUCUUUUUGCUUUAAACCUGUUAGUCAUCCACUGCGACCCAUGAUCCUUUGCUCAAAGCUUACAGGACGUGGAGGACCUACACUUCCUGUAUACAUCAUCAGCCGGAAACUAUGGAAUCCAUGGUUUAAGAUACCAUUGUUAAAAUGGGACUAAACAGGGUUGGAUUUGCCUAAAGCCAAGGCACAUGUCCUGUCUGGCCCUUUAUAAAGUGGACUUGCCAAUUGUUCUGUGCUCCGUGGAUAGAGGCCUCACAAUAUACAUAUGCCAUGCAAGCUGCCACUGCUUCUGUUGUAGCAUCUUCUUAUUACUGCAGUACCCGCAGGGUGAGUCCAAAAUGGCACCCUAUUCCCCAUUUUAAUGCACUGCUUAUAGGGCUCUGGUCUAAAGUAGUGCACUGUAUCGGGACUAGGGUUCUAUAGGACUCUGGUCUAAAGUAGUGCACUAUAUCAUGACUAGGGUUCUAUAGGACUCUGGUCUAAAGUAGUGCACUGUAUAGGGAAUAGGGUGCCAUAGGGCUCUGGUCUAAAGUAGUGCACUGUAUAGGGACUAGGGUGCCAUUUUGGAUGAAGCCUCGGUUUCCAGUCCACGCUCUACAGUCCAGGCCUAUUCAUUUAGGUGAUAUAUGUUUUCCUCAACCUAUAAUAUGUCUAUGCGUCCCAAAUGGUACCCUACUCCCUAUGUAGUGCACUACUUUAGACCAGAACCCUAAAAGUAGUGCACUACUUUAGACCAGAACCCUAAAAGUAGUGCACUACUUUAGACCAGAACCCUAAAAGUAGUGCACUACUUUAGACCAGAACCCUAAAAGUAGUGCACUACUUUAGACCAGAACCCUAAAAGUAGUGCACUACUUUAGACCAGGACCCUAACAGUAGUGCACUACUUUAGACCAGAACCCUAAAAGUAGUGCACUACUUUAGACCAGGACCCUAAAAGUAGCGCACUACUUUAGACCAGAACCCUAAAAGUAGUGCACUACAUAGAGAAGAGGGUAUCAUUUGGGACUAACUCCUGAAGCUUUGAAACGAAAACACUCUUGAUGCUGACCGAUAACUUCCUAUCUGAUGGUGGAGGUGAUGAAACCGCAGGGUUUCAGAGGCCUAGAUACACCAAUGACGUGUGGUUUGAUGAAUGUUUGGCUCCUGAAAACAGGUUCAAUUACAAUUACAAUUCUACCCGAUGCCUUUUCUCGUCGUUUACUUAUGUAAUGGAGGCUGACCGUAGUCCCACAAAUACACAGAAGCAAAUAAUAGAAUAACAAUCAUUAAAACAGUAUUAUAAUUUUUUUUUACUAGUAAUGCAAAUGAGAUGGUAAAAUUUCCAUGUACUCAGUUUCUCUUAAAUUGAACUGUUUCCCCACAGUCAGACAGGAAGCUAAAAGCACAACUGGACUCAGGCAUUAUAAUAGCCAAUGCUCCAUAGAUUCGUCCCCCCCCCCCCCCAAUUUUUUUGUUGUUGUUGUCAAUACCUAAAGUAUCAAAAGUUUUCUAUAUACUCAAAUGACAUCCCAAAGACAAUAUAAAUAACCAAACCCGCUGGAGGAAGUUGUUUUGUUGUCUGUUGUGUUUUGGGGGGGGGGGGGGGAUUUUUUGUUGUUGUUGUCAAUAAUUAAAAAGUAGACAGCAUAGUGGGUCAAUUUCCACUACAGCUAGGCAUUUAGAAGCACGAGGCUCAACUUCUCCACUGUUUCGGUCCCGAGGAAAAUCGAACCAGUGCACAUCUGUAGAUACUGUGUGAGAGCAAUACUUGAUCAUCUUAAUAUCUCCGGUACUGUUCGUAGGGCGACGUCAUUUAGUCAAGUCUACCAUUUAAAAAUGUUUUUUAUUCAGUUCUGUUCCAAAAAAAAUGUAUUUCAAAUAGAGGAUUUGAUUAUUAAAUAUUCCAGUUUUGACACA
Molecule: messenger RNA, 4616 nt
Organism: Salvelinus fontinalis (brook trout)
Lineage: Eukaryota; Metazoa; Chordata; Actinopteri; Salmoniformes; Salmonidae
Product: methyl-CpG-binding protein 2-like
Exons: 3
Coding region: 89-2485 (798 amino acids)
Biological process (GO): negative regulation of transcription by RNA polymerase II
Cellular component (GO): nucleus; heterochromatin
Molecular function (GO): chromatin binding; double-stranded methylated DNA binding; methyl-CpG binding
Source: RefSeq, a predicted model, not a curated record